AAAGCUGUUUUUCUUUGGGGAACGAAAAAACUAUCGGGCUUUUAGGGCCCAGAAAGAGACGACACUGUCCCGGCUCCGCCGCCGACUGCCGCUGUUGAGGCUGACACUCCGGGCGGGGAGGUACACGCCGGCCGUGUGCUCUCCUUCCCCUCCUUCCACGCCAUCGCCGUCCACCUCACGCUUGUAGGGCGUCCGAGGUCGCCCGCCCGCCGCCAGAUCCUGCAGCCUCCCUGCGCCCCGACCGGCAGAGCCGCCCCUUCCUCCGGCUCCCACAUCCAAGUCGCCGGCCACCCUACAUCGACACAGCUGCAUCUUCUGCAAGCUUCAAGUGAAAAUUGGCUGCCACGGCAUGGGAGCUUAUCGAGGUUGCCGGCAACCUAACUCCCUCCAACAUUCUACAGUUGAUGUGGUGGCUGCAAAGAUUGAAUCCAAGGUAGCCAAUGCUCUCAUAAGGCAAUUGAAUCAAGUAUGCCCACUGGAGAAUCUGCGGCAUGUUAAGCGGGUGCGUCGGUGUAUUGAUAGUGGUGAAAAAUCCGAGUUACCAAUCAUCUUAUGCCUUUCAACUGGACCUGAAAAUUGUAGAAAUGGAUUUGCCGAAGAUGCAAAGGUAGUGGACACAUACCAGCUGAGUCCUUUCAUUGCGAAAGUUGCCAGGUAUCCUGCUAUGUCUAAAGAGGAGUGUAAACUUUGGCCAACAUCUUAUCACCCCCCACAUGAAACUGAUGGUCUAUCUGUUAAGGAAGAGGAAUUACCAUCAAUAUUUGAUUGCAUGAGGACUGCUAUCCAGUUAGCCGAGGUCAGCAAUGCUGCUGUUAUUGUUGAUCCCUCGAGUAUGCAAAUAAUUUCGAAGGCUACAGACCUAACACACCAGCAUGAUCCUUCUCUAAAAAGGAACACAUGUACCAGAGUCGAAGCAGAUAAUGAUUGCUGUUCGGCUGAAGCAACUGAGGCUAAUGAUGGCAAGUUGUUGCUGUCAAGCUCCCAUGUUAGCAAUGGCUUAACCAUGGAGGUCUCUUGUAUGAACUCGUGGGGAUGGAUGAAAAGAAAUUCAACUGAGCAGAAGACAUUGCCCUCUGAAGGUGGUUUUUUGUGGCACCCUCUGGGACAUGCUGCCGUAGUUGCCAUUGACAAUGUCGCUGAGAGGGAUAGAAUACUGUUCAAUACUUCAACAACCGAAACAAAACUAAAUGGCGAUAUGGAGAAUUGUUCUGAUAAUGAACCAUCAAAGCGGCUAAAGAUGGUUGCAAAAGAUAAAGAACAAUCUGAGCAUGAAGAAUGCUGCAGUGACUUGUCUGGAAGAAACAGACCAUAUCUUUGCACAGGAUUUGACAUGUACCUCGUUUGGGAACCAUGCACAAUGUGUGCUAUGGCACUUGUACACCAAAGAUUCAAGCGCGUCUUCUAUGCUAUCCCUAAUCCAAAUAAUGGAGCACUGGGCACAGUCUACAGAUUGCAUGGGGAGAAAAGUCUAAAUCACCAUUACUCUGUGUUUAGGAUAAAAGUCCCUGGCCAGUAUUUGAAUGGUUCAAGUGAUUGUUCUGAAAAAGCAUCUUCAGAUUGCGUAUCAUCGUAAUUUUGAGAAACCCAUGACCUCCAAGCUUGUUGCUUCUGGUUUUACGCUUUUUUGGGAGGAGGCGGCACCGGUUGGUUCUCUUUCUGGUUCAUUGUCUUCGAAUCUACGAGGGCGGUGACUCCGGUCUUCGGCUCACCUGUGAUAUGAGCCUUGGACGACCUGCGAGGCCUUCUCUCUUCCAGGUGUUGUGGUGCUUGGCUUCUGUUGUGUGUACCUUCUUCAUCUGGGUGCUUGGCAACAUCAGGGGUCGAGUCUGAUGGAUGGUGAUGUAAGGUUCCUGUGGACUGGAAUGUCAUUUUCUUUUGUUGGAUUUUUCUGGAUUUUGCAGGGGUUUAUACUUGUAUGGACUGGGGACAUGUUCCCAUGUAUCACGGUUCCUUUGCAACCCAAAAGAAGAAAAAUGGCAUGAGCUUUUGUUGUGCCACUGAUUCA
Molecule: messenger RNA, 2005 nt
Organism: Brachypodium distachyon (stiff brome)
Lineage: Eukaryota; Viridiplantae; Streptophyta; Magnoliopsida; Poales; Poaceae
Product: probable inactive tRNA-specific adenosine deaminase-like protein 3
Biological process (GO): tRNA wobble adenosine to inosine editing
Cellular component (GO): cytoplasm; nucleus
Molecular function (GO): tRNA-specific adenosine-34 deaminase activity
Source: RefSeq, a predicted model, not a curated record